AUGAGGGGGCGGGGCCACCCCCUCUCUCCCCACCUUGCCGGGACCCAUAGAGGAAGUGGUGGUAAUCGGCGGAAUCAGAGUGAAGCCUUUCCGUCGAAGGUUUCCUUUAAGAUCACGCUAACGUCGGACCCGCGGCUACCGUACAAAGUACUCAGUGUUCCUGAAAGUACACCUUUCACAGCAGUCUUAAAGUUUGCAGCAGAAGAAUUUAAAGUUCCUGCAGCAACAACUGCAAUCAUCACCAAUGAUGGAAUUGGAAUAAAUCCUGCACAGACUGCUGGAAAUGUUUUUCUAAAGCAUGGUUCGGAACUGCGAAUUAUUCCUAGAGAUCGAGUUGGAAGUUGUUAA
Messenger RNA from Orycteropus afer afer, 348 nucleotides. It is a transcript of the gene UFM1, whose product is annotated as ubiquitin fold modifier 1. The transcript has 6 exons. Gene Ontology annotation, cellular component: nucleus; cytoplasm. Gene Ontology annotation, biological process: protein K69-linked ufmylation. The record is from RefSeq and is a predicted model, not a curated record. The coding region runs from base 1 to 348 and encodes 115 amino acids. NCBI's taxonomy places the organism in Eukaryota, Metazoa, Chordata, Mammalia, Tubulidentata, Orycteropodidae.